AGUCGACUUACGUAUCCCUAUUGUCGAAUGGAAGAAGAAGAGUGACGAACUGAGCAAUAGGACGGAAAUUUUUUGUGCAAUUAUUUACAUUAAUUAUUUCAACAAUAUUUAAUACAAAAUCUCCUCCCAUUGGAAGGAUACGAAUAAAAAUUUGGCGACAAAAGCGAAAAAAGUAAUUAACGGCAUAACAAAAGCAACACAAAAAUAUACAAUAAUAAGUAUUUGGAGAAAAAAAGAAGAUUGAAAGAAAAUCAAUUAGUGUGUGACAUAUAUUUUGCAAAAAGAAAAAGCGACAUAUAGUCUUUUGCAUACACAACCGUUCAACCCCAUCCAUUGCUUUUAAUUGAAUUGAAUUAAAUUCGUUAUUGGAAUAUUGUUUGUGGAAGCGGAAGAGGAAGAAACAACAACAUUUAAACAUGGUCUUGAAAGUUUACAUCAGUGGAAUGUCUGGCAACAAGGAGGUCAAGAAACGCCAGCAACGUGUUCUCAUGAUUUUGGAGAGUAAAAAUAUUGCCUAUGAAGUAAUCGAUAUCACCGAACCUGGUCGUGAGACGGACAAAGAAUUCAUGCAAAACAAAUCGACUAGCAAUGGUGCCACAGUUAGUGAUCCCGAACCCAGACAUCCUCUGCCACCACAAAUUUUCAAUGAUGAAGAAUACUGUGGUGAUUACGAUGCCUUCGAUAUGGCCAAUGAAAUUGAUACAUUGGAACAGUUCCUGAAGGUGGCACCUCCGGUCGAAGCAACACCAGCAGCGCAGCCAGAAAACGGUGAGACCAAAACCACCAAUGGUGAUGCUGUGGACGCUGGGGAAAAUAAAGAGAAUGAAGGUGGCGAAAGUGCCGAAGAAAAAACUGCCAAGAAUGCCGAAGAGGGCGAAAAUGCCGAGAAUGCCGAUAAAUCGGAGAACAAAGAAAACGGCGAAGAGCAACCAGAUGGUGAAACUAAGAAGGACAACGAGGAGGAUACUGCAAAGGAUUCCGAGGACGGGGAUAAAAAGGAUGAAAAAGAGGAGGAUAAAACCGAUGCAGUAGAGGAGAAGGAAAAACAGGAAACAGUCGAUGAUGGCGAAGAAACAACGGCAAAGAAAGACCAGGACACGGAGGAGAAUGAGAAGUCGGAAGAUGGUCAGGAAAAAGAAAAGAAGGAUGAAACGGAAACGAAAGAAGAUGAUGAAAAGAAGGAUGAUACGGAGUCGGACAAAAAUAAAGAUAACGAAGACAAAGCCACAACGGAUGAUAAGGAAACAACUGAAGAAAGUGAUACCAAAGAAUCUAAUGAUAAGACAGAUGAUGCUGGCAAGGACGAAGAGACCAAAGAUCAAACCGAUGGGCAAGUGGCUGAAACGGAAAAUAAGGAAGAAAAACAAGAGGAAACGGAAGGAGAAGAAGAAGAGGAAGAGGAUAAUGAAGAGAAGGAAGCAAAGGAAAAGGAAGAAGAAGAAGAAAAGAAUGAUGAAAAUAAACAAGAUGAAGUAGAAGAUAAGAAAGAAGAUGAAGAAAAGAAUGAUGAAAACAAACAAGAUGAAGCGGAAGAAAAGAAAGAGGAGGAUGUAAAGGAUGAAGCAGAAGAAAAGAAAGAAGAUGAAGAAAAUAAUGAUGAAAACAAACAAGAUGAAGUAGAAGAAAAGAAGGAAGAGGAAGUUAAGGAGGUUGUUGAUAGUGAAACCAAAGAAGAGGCUGAAGCUGCAGAAAAUGAGAAAAAUAAGGAUGACGAAUCAAAUGAAAAUGAUGAAAAGUCCAAUGAAACGGAUAACAAAAAUGAUGAAACCGAUAAAGUAGAUAGCUCAACGGAAGCAGCAGCGGAAACAAAAUCCAAAGAUGAAGAGUCUUCAGAGGAAGGGGAGGAUGAAGAAGAUAAAGAAAAAUAAUACGACUAGUAGCAAGAACAUAAAACAUGAUGACGCUUAUAAGCCAAAGAUAUGAUUCAUGACUGAUUUCAUAUGAAACUGCUGCCACCCCCUCUUUCUUUCUCGUGCCUUUUAAUCUUUAUUUAUUCUCAUUUUGCAAAUUUAACUAUAAUUUUCUAUAUUUCUUCACACAGAAUAUCUAAUUAAUUUCUGCACCGGGCCCAGAGGAGAAUAUUUUUUAUACACCACCCUACACACACACACCUGCACAUGCAUAAUAAUGUUUUUUUUUUAUUACUUAUUUAUAAUAAUUAAUUUUCCCCCACCUUUUUUUAAACCGAAAAUAUCCUUGUAAAUAUGUGUAUGCAAUAAAAAACUGAAAAUUAUUUAAAUAUUAUUAAAACAA
Messenger RNA from Musca domestica (house fly), 2253 nucleotides. RefSeq names its product myb-like protein X (gene Sh3beta). The transcript has 6 exons. Lineage: Eukaryota; Metazoa; Arthropoda; Insecta; Diptera; Muscidae. The record is from RefSeq and is a predicted model, not a curated record. Gene Ontology annotation, cellular component: cytoplasm. Bases 417 to 1868 code for a protein of 483 amino acids.